CUGUCUCAAGGAGAUAUCUAAUCUUGACGCGCCUCAGUGCCACUGCCUCAGCACCAUAAAGCAGCGGCGCUGGGCACCUCUUCCCCAGUCAGUGUCAGAGUGUGCCGAGCUUCUGUGAGUGGCAGUGGUCCUGACUUGUCCCGCAAGGCUCUCACAAGACGCCUUGAGGUCAACCUCCAGCAUGAUGCCCGCACUGGCCUGCCCGCGGCUGGUCCUCGUCCUCGUCCUCGUCCUCGCCCUCCUCCACUCAGCAGAGGGGGCAAAGUGUGUGAGCGGCCAGACCGAGUGCGCAACAAAAGGACAGUGUAUAAGUAAGUCUAAUCUGUGUGACGGGACCAAUCAAUGCUCGGACGGCUCGGAUGAGGACGUCACCAUAUGCGAGUCCUGGCCAACGAGAAGCCACAACUGUCCCAGUCACAGAUACGGCAGCAGCUCAAUCGUCUACCAUUCAGGAAGCUGCUACACUGUCUACAGUAUGUGUUCGGACAGCAGCCGCUCCAGAUUCAUGAACUCCAGAGUCUGUGAGAUUGUCCUCAAGCCUAAACUUGGGUCUGACCAGGAUGGAAUGAACAUGACCAAUGAAGCGGUCGCCUUGCUGAGCUCGGCCGUCAACUCCACCCUGAAAGCGAGGAAGCCAGACUGUCCCAUGCUGUACACCCGCGUAGGAAAUGAUUGUCUCUCCUUCUUUUCACCCGCAAAGGUGGCGUGGCCCGAGGCUCGACAGUUCUGCCGGAGCAUCUACGGUGACCUGUGGCACUUCACGGACAUUGCAUCGUACGGGCACCUAAUGGCCUUUUUGAGGGAAGAACAGUUCACCUCCAACUACUGGAUUGGCGGACGGUACGACCUUGACACCAACGCCUGGUCGUGGGCGACGGAUGACUCUGUCAUGCCACUUGGCGCUCCCUACUGGACACUGAAGCAAGAAAGCUCCUGUGUUCGCCGCCGCCCGCCACACACUGACCCCUUCUCGGACCCACCCGCCGCCCUCCCCAACGCACCCUGUUACCGCAAUGUGUUGUCCCCCAAGAAGAGGUCUUCAGGCUGGUGUGCAGCAAUGACCUAUGAGAACUACUACUUCUGGUCCGACGAGACGUGUGAUGAAACCUUCAGCCCGCUGUGCGUCUUCAUUGGGCCCUCCGACAAACAGGAGGCCGACAACUAGGAAGGAACUGCUGUGCCGUGGACGCUGACGCCACACGACCCACUGCUUGCUUCACUACUUCAUUUUUGUGCAACGGUUAACAAAGUAUUGUAAAGGGUGAUUAAUAAAGCAUGUUCUGCCCAUGAUA
Eriocheir sinensis (Chinese mitten crab) is the source of this 1292-nucleotide messenger RNA. RefSeq lists its product as uncharacterized. The transcript is spliced from 10 exons. Lineage: Eukaryota; Metazoa; Arthropoda; Malacostraca; Decapoda; Varunidae. The coding region runs from base 182 to 1165 and encodes 327 amino acids. Gene Ontology annotation, molecular function: protein binding. The record is from RefSeq and is a predicted model, not a curated record.